AAUAUUUACGGAAGUGGAGGAACUUCACAGGAAGACAGUACGACAGCGGUUUGACGACCUUCCUCUUGGUGGUAUGCGAACAUGCAGACAGACGAGCACGUUUCAUGUCUGAAAACUGAUUUGUUCGACUCCUCCGGGACUUUCCGUGUUCUUGUCGGAGUAACAGGAAGCGUCGCAGCCUUGAAGCUACCUCUUUUGGUCUCCCAGCUUCUUCAGCUCCCCGGGGUGGAUGUAAGAGUGGUAACUACAGAGCAUGCCAAGCACUUCUACAAUCCUGCAGAGGUUUCCGUAAAAAUCUACACUGACAAAGAUGAGUGGGAGCUGUGGACCAAGAGAUCUGACCCUGUGCUACACAUUGAGCUACGGCGCUGGGCAGACCUGCUUGUCAUCGCCCCCCUUGAUGCCAACACUCUUGGAAAGAUUGCAAGUGGCAUUUGUGACAAUCUGCUGACAUGUGUGGUGAGAGCCUGGGAUACCAGCCGUCCUCUCCUCUUCUGCCCUGCUAUGAAUACGGCUAUGUGGCUGCAUCCCAUUACAGCACAGCAGGUGUCCAAGCUGAAAGAGUUUGGAUAUGUGGAAAUCCCCUGUAUUGCCAAGAAGCUUGUGUGUGGAGAUGAAGGUAAAGGUGCCAUGGCGGAGGUGUCGACUAUUGUCCACGCUGUCAAGCAGUAUUUACAGAAACCAGAUGAGUCAUCUCAGAAAACAUGAACGUCACAUCAUAUUGUGCAUUCCAGCUGACACCAAAGACCAAUACAAAACAAACACGACUGCUUGCCUUCAAAUUUAUGUCCGGACUUUCAAGAUCCUACACACCCAUGGUAAACUCUCACAGCUGCUCUCACCUAUUUCACCCGACAAGUCCUCUUUUUUAGGAUUGUGUGGUGGGUGUGUCCAGGAAUUGACUGGCAUCUGCCUGAUUCUUCUGUUCGUCUUGUUGCACCUGUUAGGGCAGGACUUGUUUACCCUUUGCAUUCGUACUUGAACUGUGAAAAUCUCAUGUAGUUCCUUGCUUAGAGUGAUCAAACUGCAACAUCUGGAGCCGGCUCACUCCUGGAGCGGUUUUUAAUACCACCUAUUCAUCACAGCAGCGUCAUUGAUGAGCGGUCGGAGAGAGGUUUACGAUCAGAUGAUAAAGGUCAUUUAAACCGCCCAACUUUUAAAUGUUUGAUUGUGCAUUUAGUUUCCAAAGCAGCACUUUAUUAAUGUCAUAUCAAUUAGCAUAUAUAGGUUCAUGUGUGAAUUGACUCUUUAUAGUUGUUGUUUAUUGAGCAUCGAUGAUGUGAAGGUGAUGAAGAAAUUCUCCGCCGAUACCGUGUUGUUGGUAUAUAAAAAGGUUAGCUGCAACAAGUCCGGUAUCUCCGACGCCAUGGUUUGCCUGUGAGAGGAUUCAAAGCCAAAGAGAAUCACCCUCCAAAACAACCGUAACUACUGGCUUAUAUAGGGGGCUGUUUACGUAAACCUAAGACAAAACAUAUGGUUCAUAUCACGAGGGGAGCCGUUCUCUAGACAAAGAGGCACCUCUCCUGCAGUACCCAAACCUUUGACCUAGGGACCCCUAGCUAAACAUACCAAACCCAUGAGGUGGAAACAUCAGAUACCACACACUGACUGUGCUUACUGUAUUUUACAUAUUUCCCUCACCCCGUACUUCAAAGGUAGCUGGCAGAGAAAUGAUGCACCGCUGCCAACCUUUUGAAAAGAGUGAUAUCAAAUGGACAGUUUGACAAACCUGUUUAAUUACGUGUCCCACCUGGCUUUCAAGGGCGUUCUCCGACUUUCUGUGUCACUGUUUAUUUUGUCUGUAUUAUUGGCUCAGUAAACAAUACAGAUGUGCUUUUAUGGGGAAUGAUAUGUUUAAUGCGGGCGUAUUGUUGCGUGUCAAAUACCAGUACAAAUACCAACUCAAAUAAAGGCAAAACAUUGUACCUGUUGUUACAAGGUCACUGUGAACCCUGCACACACUUUUAAAUUAUACACAUUGCAAUUAAGAAUAAAUUAAGCAUUUCCGAUCCUGAUUCUGAAUUGAAAGCACAGCUAAUAAAAAGAUCCACAUCCAUUGUGUCA
This is a messenger RNA of Stegastes partitus (bicolor damselfish), 2064 nucleotides long. RefSeq names its product phosphopantothenoylcysteine decarboxylase (gene ppcdc). The transcript has 5 exons. The record is from RefSeq and is a predicted model, not a curated record. Gene Ontology annotation, molecular function: FMN binding; phosphopantothenoylcysteine decarboxylase activity. Gene Ontology annotation, biological process: coenzyme A biosynthetic process. Gene Ontology annotation, cellular component: phosphopantothenoylcysteine decarboxylase complex. Lineage: Eukaryota; Metazoa; Chordata; Actinopteri; Pomacentridae. Bases 82 to 708 code for a protein of 208 amino acids.